Hibiscus syriacus is the source of this 941-nucleotide messenger RNA. RefSeq lists its product as uncharacterized. Lineage: Eukaryota; Viridiplantae; Streptophyta; Magnoliopsida; Malvales; Malvaceae. Bases 43 to 372 code for a protein of 109 amino acids. The transcript has 3 exons. The record is from RefSeq and is a predicted model, not a curated record.
AUAGAAAUGAUUAUGAGCUAGAAACGGUAUUCUACAGCCAAGAUGGUCUAUCAGGAACAGCCACGUGUUGCUUCAGCAUCUGGGAGGAACAUUUCAAAUAAGCAGACUUUUGAUUUAUUGCCUUUGUCGGCUGGGGGCAUUAGUAUGGAAGUUAAGAAUAGCUCUAAUAAAGUUGGAAAUGCAAUUGAAUCAUUGUCACAACUCCAAGGAAAAGUUCCGUACCUUCAUUCAUUUCAAAAACAGUCACAUGUGCCUUUCUCGAUACCUGCAACUCGUUACACAGACCACCGUUCAACGGCACAGCUACACAUCAGGUUCAACUGCAGCUACCUCAAUAUCCCAGUAACCCUUUUUGUGCCCCUCCUUACAUGAGUCAAUUGGGAGUUACAAAGCAGCAGCAACAGCAACGACUUUGGGCAGCCCACGUAGCAGCUCCGUACAAGCCUGGUGGAACCUCAACGGUCUUGACCCAAUUUCCAAGCUGGCAAAAUGGAAAGCCCGAGUCCUCUACAUCGACGCCUUAUACUCAAAUGCCACUCCUCCCUUUUCAAAUCUAGAUGCUGUUGGUCUCAAGUAUAAUACAAUCAUACAACAUCAGGUGCCAAUAAUUACCAUUUCUUCAGCUUUGCCGCCAGCCAAAGCAAAAAGGUUAGACCACCAUCUUCCAUCCAUGUACGAAGAAAGCAAUGGUAGACUACGUGCCGGUGGGACGCCUUUGCAGUUACUCUGCGACGAGCACAUCUAAAGUUUGAAUGAGGUCCCUUUCACUUACGAUGCACACAGUAAACAUUAUUUUAUUCUUUCAACAGCAAAUCAUAGCCAGUGGUCACCGUUGACACAAUCAACAGCGAUGUUUAUCUAUUGACCUACAGAUUCGGGAAUGAAAUAUAACGAGACAUUGUAAUUUUAGCAAGAAUAUUCUAAUGCCCAUUGCCGCAUGA